Molecule: messenger RNA, 2794 nt
Organism: Pocillopora meandrina
Lineage: Eukaryota; Metazoa; Cnidaria; Anthozoa; Scleractinia; Pocilloporidae
Source: the annotation of a GenBank genome assembly
AUACCAAAGCGCUUGAAGAACAAUAAAGAAACGUAUCCGCAGUUUUCACGCUACUUGCGUUUUCAAGAUCACACGAAGCUUUGAAGUUUCAACUGGAAGUAAGUCAUUCUUUUCUAGAUCAUCAGAAUUGUUAUACAUCUGGGGCUAGUCUAUUGUUGACGAGAGUAUCCUUUAGAUUUGUAUUGGGAUCCCAGUGACUGCACUCUUUCCUUUAUUUUCAGCUCGGUGAUCAUGUGGCGAAAAAAGUUGGCUCUUCUUACUUUGUUGAUUGUGGGGAUGGAUUUGCUGUUUUGUACAGUCAAUGCAACUCCGUGGUGGAGACGUCGACGGCGCCGUCGAUCGCCGCCUCUACCGACUCCAUCGCCACGGCCACCACCACCACCACCACCGCCUCCACCACCGCCACCACCGCCUCCGCCACCGCCACCACCGCCUCCGCCACCGCCACCGCUGCCUUGCAACUCAUUUCUUCCGCGGUUAACCAUCGGGGGCCGAGUAAAGAAAUGGUCCAACGCAUGGCAGCAGUCAUUCCGCGCGAUUUGCCCUGACAGUAAGACUACAAACUCUGUUAUUCUACCGAACUACCAACAUCUUUUGUCCAUUUUUUUAUGAGUAUGAUUUUUUUUCCCUUUAUCAUUUUUAUUACUUUGGAUGACAGAAAUUGAAGUUGAGUGAAGUUCUUUACCUUGUUCUAAAGCUCAUCAAGAGCUGUUGAAUUCACCUUCAUCCUUUCUUUGCCCCUUGAAUAAUGUUCUGCUUUAACUCUCUGAAAAGGGACUUGUUGCUAACUUGCCUUAUAUCUUAAUACUAGGCUAUUCAAUGUUCUGGUGGAUUAGUGUUUUCCGAAAAUGUCAGGAGGAUCGUAUUCACCAUUUCCGCUGUAGCCUUGGUCCUGCUAUUUACCGCGCGAGCGAAGACUGCGUCUGGUCUGGCUUUUUGCCGAACGGAAAGACAGGCUCCGCCAGUUUUAACUUCAAGUGUGAGUCGCAUGGAUAUAUCACUGGAAUUUUGAGCGAAUUUAAUACGGUCACUAAAGAUCGCAGGUACCUUGGUCUAAAUGUUUUUUUCUUUGGCGCUGUCUUCAAUUAAUUUUCCUUACGGAUAUAUCACUCAGAAAAAAACGUUUCCUCAGCAGAAAAAAAGUUAGAGGACAAAGUUAAGAGCUCCUCACAAAAACCAUAAAUAAAAUACACAAUGACACGAAAUGAGAAGAAAUAUCAUUUGCGAGGGGACGAAAUUAAACCUAGCAGAACAUGUUUAGACUUGAAACACGAACCUGAACGAGGAAUUUAAACCCGUCGCGAACGUCGACUUCAUUUCAACCUGUAAGUCUUGCAUUUUAAGGCUUCUUGGCUUGCUUCCUUCAUUCCCUCCGCAAUGAUCCAAAUCGUUUUGACGAUGGAAGAGAUCUUAAAAAUUUAGGCUAAAAUUUUGCACCCAAAAAUGUGAGACAAAAGUCAAACACAAGGAGCGAUGUAAACUAAAGACAACAAAAAACUUCUCGUCUUGACUUACCGGUAUAUUAAAGAUCUUUUAUGCCAUUUUUUUCUUUUUAGAGUAAAAUUCCGUUGCUGUCAUGUGGAGGGCUACAAACAUGACAACUGCAAGACCACGGGGUACAAAAACGUGUACGGAGGACUUUUGAACUAUAGAGCUCGUUCGGGUUACACCAUAGUUGGUGCGGUCAGUGAUCACAGCUCGAGGUUUGUAAUCUUUUUUCUUAUAUUCAACAAUGAUGGGUUUUCAUUAUUAUUAAGAGGUGCUAUUUAAGUAUUAUUCAGGUUAUGCGUGAUUGCUCUUAAAAUUCUAUGAAGUAUAAUGUUCCAUUUCUAAGAAACAAAGCCUUUCGUGAAAAUCGAACUGUUGGUAGUGAUUAUAAGUCUAAAUUUUUUUAACAAAGCAUAUUUUAUUCCCAUUUAUUCAUAUUGCGACUUUCAUGACUGAAUAAUGUUUCUUUUUUUUUCGCAUUUAAGUAACACGUUUUUUUGACGACACUGUUGUUUUUUUGUUUCUUUUAGCCACAGUGAUCGUCGCUGGAAGUUUCAUAUCUGUCAAAUUAAAUCAAGCACUGGGAGGAAAAAAUAAUGGAAGACUUCAGAAGCAAAAAACAACAUCAGAAGGGAUGAAGCGCGGGGCAUUUUAAAAUAGAUAUGAUUUAUAAGGGUGUUUAUAAGGCAUUUAUAAAUAAAUAAAAUUAGUUCUCUUGUCGGCCGAAACAGAGGGAGAUAAAAUCAUCACACGAACUUCUUCAGGUAGAAAGGGUAUAGACGCGAGCUCCUAGAAAUCAGACUCUCUUUUAAGUUACUCUUGAGCGCGGCUAAGGAAAAGGAAAGAACGUCGCAGGUUUUGACUAGGAAUAUUAUUGUGCCGGCUUUAAAAGUAUUUUCAUUAGGAUUGUCUUCAUCGAUUUGAUCUAAUAAUUGGGGGUAAAUGUAAGGUGAGCUAAGCUUUGAGUUUCGUAAUAAACACUUGCUAAUAUCUUCAAAGUUUCUGAUUCUACGUUUUUGGUGCAUCUCUUACCUGGGUUUGGCAGAAAGAGGUUUAUACCGCAUCAAAGUCUACAUGCUACUAUCUCUUUAUUUAAUAUUUUCAACAGAUGACCUCGAGGGGAAAAGAGACUUUCUUUACCAUAAUAAUAUAUCGAACCCUGUUACUUCUCCUGUUUGAACCUGAUUUAUUCAUUUUCGUUUUUAGUUUAUGGGUGUGAAUUAAAUUAGGCCAUUUUCAAUGACCCCUUAUGGCUAUCACUGUUAUACAUGGCAUUACUUCAUAUAGAAUUAAAAAAGAUCUGACC